UGAAUUUUGUUUCUCUCUCUAUAUUUACAUGUCAUAUCUCUACUCUCUCUCUCUCUCUCUAUAUAUAUAUAUAUAUAUGUAUUCACUAUAUGUGAUGCGAGUAUUGUCGUCGUGAGAGAGCAUUUUUCUCGAUGGCUUUUCCGAACCACCUGUCUUAGGAAAUGGCGUUCUCUGACCGACACUUAGCCGAGAACACGUCGGUUUUACGAACUAUAUUGCCUGAACAGCUCGGCCAGUCCGCCGGAAAUCCGCCGGAGCAUCACCACCAACCGCCGCAACAACCACCACAACAAGUCGGUGUUGGACCGACAUGGCUUAACAGCGCGAUUCUCCGGCAGCAGAACCAGUACGGUGACGGUAAUUUCCUCAAUUUACACACGAAUUCCGAUUCGACGACCACGUCGCAGCAGCAGCAGCAAGGGUCGAAUCAGUGGCUCUCGAGAUCAAUUCUUCAGCGCAACGAAGUGCAGGUCUCGAACGAUUCGAUGAUGGCUGCUGCGGUGAUAUCGCACGAAUCGGCUGAUUUGAACAACAAUAAAGUGGAGAACAAUGGAGGAGAGAUAACAGGGAGCGAUGUUCGUGGUGGCGAGGGAGUUAUGAAUUGGCAGAGUGCUAGGCUCAAAUCUAAAAUUCUGGCGUAUCCGCUUUACGAGCAGUUGUUAUCGGCUCAGGUUGCGUGCUUGCGUAUCGCAACACCGGUGGAUCAGUUGCCGAGGAUUGACGCUCAGCUCGCUCAAUCGCAGCACGUGGUGGGGAAGUAUUCGGGUCUCGGCCAUGGUAGCAUUGGCGAUGAUAAGCAGCUCGAUCAAUUCAUGACACAUUAUGUACUCUUGCUCUGUUCUUUUAAAGAACAACUACAACAACAUGUUCGUGUGCAUGCAAUGGAAGCAGUAAUGGCUUGCUGGGAGAUUGAGCAAUCCCUAGAAAGCUUAACAGGUAUGUUCAUUAUUUAUUCUUUCUAGAUUUGUUCAUUUCUC
Camellia sinensis is the source of this 977-nucleotide messenger RNA. RefSeq names its product homeobox protein knotted-1-like 3. The record is from RefSeq and is a predicted model, not a curated record. NCBI's taxonomy places the organism in Eukaryota, Viridiplantae, Streptophyta, Magnoliopsida, Ericales, Theaceae. Gene Ontology annotation, molecular function: DNA binding. Gene Ontology annotation, cellular component: nucleus.